AUGCAUCAAGUUUUUCAAGAAAGGAAUGUGGGCUGCAAAGAUAGAUCUGAAGAAAGGUUAUUUCCACAUUCCAAUACACCCAGAAUCCCAACACUUACUAAGAUUCCAAUUCGAAGGGAUGGUAUUCGAAUUCCAUUGUCUUCCAUUCGGUCUUGCCCCAGCUCCAAUUAUAUUCACCAAGAUUUUCAAAGAAAUUAUUAUUGUUUGGAGAAGCAACGGUAUAAUGGUUUACAUUUACAUAGACGACACGUUAAUCCUAGCUUUCUCAUUGGAAGAACUAUGGGAUCAUAUAAUGACCACCGUCCUCGAUUUAUUAUUCCUAGGUUGGCUGUUGCAAUUAGAAAAAUGUGUAUUGGUCCCAACUCAAUCAAUCGACUUCCUUGGAGUUUCUCUAGACUUUGUAUCAGGAUGCAUUCUUAUUCCAUUAGAGAAGAUAAGCACAACAUUAGAACUCUCAAACGUGCUUAUUCAAGCAAAAAAAUCAAGAAAAUUUAUCAGGUGCCGACACGUGGCCAAAUUCAUAGGCAAAUUGGAAUUCCUUUCAGUAGCCAAUCAUUACAUUCCUCCCUUUCUCCACAGACUAAGGAGAGACAUGUUAAUUGUGGUUCAAAAGAAAGGUUGGAAUUCAAGCAUGUUGAUCAACCGAGGAGCAAAGAAAGAUCUAUUAAUCCUUCAGCACAUAGUUCAGGAGAACAUUGGUGUACCUUUCGAGCUAGAAUGGCCAACUCCGAUCACAGUCAAUUCAGAUGCUUCCCCACAGGGAUACGGCAUCCACGCUUGUUCAAAUAUUCUGGUGGGCAAAUUCGACUCGAUGGAGGAUUUACAUAUCAAUCAGAAAGAACUCCUGGCAAUCCUCUACUUUUUUCGUCAAGCAGACCAACUCAACAGCUAUCCUCCUCACACCAAUUUCGAAAUUCGGGAAGACAAUACCACAGCCCUCAGUUAUCUAAGGAAAGGUUAUGGAACGUACGAUCAUCUCGCAUCGAUCUCAAAGGAUAUUUGGUCGAUUCUGCUAAAACGAAAAUGGUGGAUUUCAAAGGUGGUAUUCAUUCCAUCCCAUCAAAACAUGAUCGCAGAUCGGUUAAGUCGAUUAUGAGAUUGGCGUUCUUCCGAAGAUCUACUCGACCUUAUUCACAGAGAAUUCGGUUACCAUACGUCUCUUUGGGAAACAGACUCAAUCAAUUAUUGCGUUCCUCCUCUUGGUCUAAUUCCUCAAACAAUCAUCCACAUCAUCAAAUCGAGGGCUCGUGGGACAUUAGUAGUUCCCAAUUGGCCCUCCUCUCCCUGGUUCUCAGUACUGCUGAAAAUAUCGGAAAGCAGUAUAAGUGUUCCAAGAAGUUUGCUCAUUAUCGAGCCAUACACAGAAUUGUUCAACAAAUUCGAGAAUCUGGAAAUGAUUGCCUUCAAAGUGAAUGGCACUCUAUUUCACAACUAACUGAUUUUAGUAUAAUUGUGUCCCUCUCUCCAUCUACUCUAAAAGAAUAUGCGAAAAUCUAUGGUCUUUUCUCUUGGUUUAUUACUGCUUUCGAUUUUCACAAAGAGUCUGAGAGAGCAAUGGAUUUUUUCUGUGGUUACCUUUCCAACCACAAAAAAGGAUACCUCAUCCAGAAAGCAAAGAAUGCUAUCCAGUUUUUCAUCGACCUCGAAGGUUGGGAGUUAAAACUACCCCGUAGAUAUGGUAGAGUGGUUAAAGAUUCAAAAAGAAUUUGGUCUUUGAUCGAUAGGAAAAAGAUCGAAAGAGAUCCCAUUCGGUCCUCUCACAUCGCUGCUUAUAUUUCAAUGUGCAAUCCUCAAUCACCGGACGAAUGUUUUGUAUUUGCCCUUAUGGCUGCAAUCCUAGUAAUAGGUUUUAGAUUAUUCGCUCGCCCUGGUGAAUUAUGUGAGUUGAAAUGGUCAGAUGUUGAGAUUGAUAAACCGAAGAAAAAUUGGAUCAAUAUCAAUCUAUCUGGUCACAAAACUGACUUUUUCUUCAAUGAUCGACCCCAUCCAAUCGAUCCAGUGAUCAGUGUAAAUAGUUUUUGUCUUGUUCAAAUUCUUAAGACCUAUAUGAACCUUGUUAAGGAAUUUAAAUCUUCUGAUUCACCUCUAUUCUCAUUUCGAGAUAAUCAAUUCCUUACAACCACACAAAUUUCAGAAUUAAUACGAAAUGCAAUUAGAUUAGUGGAUAGUAAAACAAAAGUCUCCGGACAUAGCUUACGUAUAGGUAUUUCUACCGAAAUUUCCUCGAAAGGAAUGUCUAUUGAAGUCAAUAAGAUUAUGGGUCGAUGGGUGUCAGAUAAGUCAAUACUUAGAUAUUCUCGCCGAAUUGGUUUUGUAGAAAACAACUUCUCCACCAAACUCUUCAAUACUCGGAACUAA
Messenger RNA from Naegleria fowleri, 2358 nucleotides. RefSeq lists its product as uncharacterized. Gene Ontology annotation, molecular function: DNA binding. The transcript has 2 exons. Gene Ontology annotation, biological process: DNA recombination; DNA integration. The record is from RefSeq and is a predicted model, not a curated record. Lineage: Eukaryota; Heterolobosea; Eutetramitea; Acrasida; Naegleriidae. The coding region runs from base 1 to 2358 and encodes 785 amino acids.